Molecule: messenger RNA, 2129 nt
Organism: Pyrus x bretschneideri (Chinese white pear)
Lineage: Eukaryota; Viridiplantae; Streptophyta; Magnoliopsida; Rosales; Rosaceae
Product: amino acid transporter AVT1C-like
Exons: 13
Coding region: 238-1893 (551 amino acids)
Cellular component (GO): plasma membrane
Source: RefSeq, a predicted model, not a curated record
UGCAUAGAGUGGCCUGCAGGCAUCUUCUCUCACUCUGUUUCUCGUUCUUUCUGGGGGCAUCUUCUGGAAAUAAAGCCAGAGCCUUUUCGAAAUUUUCUGCUUUGCCAGUCUCGACUUUUUACAUAUUCUUGAAUCCCAGAAAAAACCCAGAUCUCCUUUUCGAUUCCCGGGAAACAAAAAGCAAGAAAAUCCAAGAAAAAGAGAAGGUGAUUGGCGGAGGAGGAAUUGAAGAAGAAGAUGAAUAAUUCAGUUUCGGAUCGGAGUUUUUACAUUGAGAGUGAGGAAGAAGAUGAUGAGGAAAAGGAAUUCAAUAAGAGCAUUGAAGACGGAGGCGAAUCGGAUUCUUCUGCCGAAUCUUUUACUGAGAAUCGGCAGCCGAAUAAUCCCAGUUCUCACAACAAUCAAUGGCCUCAAAGUUACAGGCAAUCCAUUGAUCUCUAUGGUAGUGUUCCAUCCCCUAGUAUUGGGUUUCUGGGCACUCCUUCAUUGUCAAGACUAGGAAGUUCAUUUCUUUCCUCAUCCCUAACAAGAAGGCACACUCCCGAAACACUACCUUUCUUGUCAAAACCGUUACCAAGGGUCGCAGAUGAGCAACAACAGCAGCAGCAGAGACGCAGUUCUCAUUCUCUGCUUCCUCCUCUGCCAAGGAGGUCUUCAGUUAGAAAAGAUGAGAAAGCAUCCAGGGUUACUCAUGACCAUCAUCCGAUGUCUCGCCACAGCUCAUUUGCACAAGCCGUGAUCAAUGGAAUUAACGUUCUUUGCGGGGUUGGGAUCCUUUCGACACCAUACGCGGUCAAAGAAGGAGGAUGGCUUGGGCUCUUCAUUUUACUUAUUUUUGCAGUGCUUUCGUUCUACACAGGAUUGCUCCUGCGUUAUUGCUUGGAUAGCCAACCUGGGCUUGAGACUUAUCCAGAUAUUGGCCAAGCUGCAUUUGGUACUGGAGGCAGAAUCGCCAUCUCGAUAAUACUGUACGUGGAAUUAUAUGCUUGUUGCAUAGAAUAUAUAAUUUUGGAGAGUGAUAACUUGUCUUCACUAUUUCCAAAUGCGCAACUGAGUUUGGGCGGAUUCGUGUUAGAUGCUCACCUUUUGUUUGCGAUUGUGACCACCCUUGCUGUUCUUCCUACUGUAUGGCUUCGAGACCUCAGUGUUCUUAGCUAUAUCUCAGCUGGUGGAGUCAUUGCAUCAAUCUUGGUCGUCCUUUGCCUCUUUUGGGUUGGUCUAGUAGAUGGAGUUGGCUUUGAGAACAAAGGAACACCACUGAACCUUGCAACCCUUCCUGUUGCUAUGGGUCUCUACGGUUACUGCUACUCAGGACAUGCUGUUUUCCCAAACAUUUAUACUUCAUUGGAAAACCGAAGCCAAUACCCUGCAAUCCUCUUAACCUGUUUUUGUAUUUGCACUUUCAUGUACGGUGGAGUUGCUGUCAUGGGUUACACGAUGUUUGGAGAAGUAACACAGUCGCAGUUCACUCUCAACAUGCCUCACGAUUUAGUUGCGACCAAGAUUGCUCUGUGGACUACGGUGGUCAACCCCUUCACAAAAUAUGCAUUAACUAUAUCUCCCGUUGCAAUGAGUCUGGAGGAGCUGGUACCAUCAAACAAGUCUCACAUAUACGCAAUCUUAAUUAGAACGGCACUGGUUGUCUCUACCCUGGUUGUCGGUCUCUGCAUCCCCUUCUUUGGUCUCGUGAUGUCACUGAUUGGAUCUUUAUUUACAAUGCUUGUAACAUUGAUACUUCCAUGUGCUUGUUAUCUGAGCAUCUUGAGGGGACGCAUAACUCGAUUUCAGGGAACACUUUGUAUUAUAAUUAUAAUGGUAGGCGUUGUAUCAUCGGCGUUCGGGACAUUUUCGGCCAUUUCGAAAAUUGUUGAGAGCUUGAGAAACCCUACAUAGCUGAAGUUUUUGGGACAUGUUCUUGAGCAGUGAGAGACCGCAUGAUUAUGUAUUAUGGAUUAUUUUUAGAAGAGUAUCUAUGAUCUCUUGGUAUUCAUUCACAAUUUUGAGUUAUCUUUGCAUUUGUAUCCUGCUUUCCUAUCUUGUUUUCCAAUUUAUAUUGCUUGCAGUAACAUUACAUUUUGCUACACCAUUCAAUAAGUUAGUAGUAUUAUAUAUACACAAUUUUAGUAGUG